ACUAUAAUAUUGCUAUUUUUGCAUCAUGGCAAGACCACGAAGCAUGACUUUGGAGGAGAUUCACGCCUUCCUUGAUGUGGAGUCGGACUUCAACUUCGAGGAGAUUGGUGAUAGUGGUUCAGAGUCUGGCAGCGUGGACUCCGAGGUAGAGGAUGCAUUCGCGGAGGGCAUGGAUGUCCUCCUUGACUUUGCUGAACCAUCUGCCCCUCUGCCUCGCUCCCUCACCUCCAGUGACCCUUUGGAAGGGACCUCAGCUACAGCCCCACCUGUCAGGCCUCCAGCGUCUCCCCCCAUCGCCACUCCUGGUACCUCUGCCACUGGUCCCUCAGCCAGCACUAGUGCACCUCAGCAUCGUGCAAGAGGCCCAGCUCCAGCCCCAGCCUCAACUCCAUGCCCUCCUGCAGCAAGGUGUAGUGCCAGGUGUGGCAAGCGCCCAGUCCCAGCCUCAACUCCAUGCCCUCCAGCAGCAAGGCGUGACAAGCGCCCAGCCCCAGCCUCAACUCCAUGCCCUCCUACAGCUGCUGCGUGCCAGGCAUGGCAAGCCCCAGCUCAAGCCCCAGUGGAGAGUGACCCCCCAGUGGACAUGUGGCAUGAUGCAGACUGGGAAGAUGUGGAGCCUCCUCCUUUCAAGUUCUGUCCCAAGAGACACAGAGAGCUCUAUGUGCCCUCCAAAAUCUUGAUAGUGGGGAAAAAACAGCUCAUGACCUAG
Molecule: messenger RNA, 709 nt
Organism: Alosa alosa (allis shad)
Lineage: Eukaryota; Metazoa; Chordata; Actinopteri; Clupeiformes; Clupeidae
Product: predicted GPI-anchored protein 58
Exons: 3
Coding region: 26-709 (227 amino acids)
Source: RefSeq, a predicted model, not a curated record